Molecule: messenger RNA, 1471 nt
Organism: Thermothielavioides terrestris NRRL 8126
Lineage: Eukaryota; Fungi; Ascomycota; Sordariomycetes; Sordariales; Chaetomiaceae
Exons: 6
Coding region: 1-1137 (378 amino acids)
Source: RefSeq, a predicted model, not a curated record
AUGCGACCGGCCCGGAGUGCACGGGCACUUCAAGGCUCGAGCCAGCCGGCCUGGCGAACGGAGCGAUCGGAGCUGAGCCCCGGGUUCGGGGCAGGGGGACGUCCGCUGGACUACAAAGAGCUGCUCUACGAGUUCCAAAACCAUGUUAACAAGCAGAGAGACACGCCCACAGCUUUGGUGUCGGUCAGCAACCGCAUAGUCGACACGGUUCAGCGUGCUCUUAAGAAGCACGAGGAGGAGGACGAAUCACCCGCCGAUAUCUGGAUCGUCUUCAUCGAAGUCCCAGCAGGCGGAGGCUCGGCGCCUGCCCGGUUCCAUGCUGCCCGACACCUAGCGGAGCAGAUCGGCCACAGAAACCCGGCGUUGUUCCAUCACGAAACAGUCUUCGAAUGGGCAAUCCCCGAGCACUACGAGGUGCACCGCGUCUCUUUGCAGACAUUGCUGAGUCGCGGGCUCGAUCGCGAGCUUGGAACCCAGGCUUCUUUUCCAACAACGCGCGAGUUACGAUGCUCUCUUGCCGCAGGAUUCGAGCGCCGUGACCCUUGGGAGCUCGGCCUCGACCUGGGCUUCUUCGCAAAAUGCUUCGGGGCGCGAGCUCCCCUCAAGUGGAUUGCCAUCCGACUGUACUGUGAUUGUGUGGCGGCACGGUUUGACGAGCACACUCUCACGUUCGACCUCGAAUAUGCGCACGGGCUUCGCGAGACGGUUGACGCAACAUUCUUUCGCGCGGUGGAUGACGGAUUAGACACCGCUGUGUUCGACUGGUGGCUCACGGAUAGCGAGUUCUUAGACGACUAUGAGGAGUUUAAGUCAUGGCAAACGCAUAUGCUGGAGGGCGAUACGGUCUCCCAAAGGGACAUCGAGGCUGUCGAGCAAGAAGCUGUGCUUGAUCGCCGCUAUCUUUCAAGGCUCAAGGCUGCCCAUUCUCUUCUGCUUCGCCGGCAUAGUCAGGUCAAGCAAAAAGUCAUGAAGCCCGCCGCCCUCGCCGCCGCUGCGCUCUCGCUGUGCGUCUCGCUCGCCAGCGCCGGCGUCGUCAUCACCCCCAUCAAGCCCGACCAGGUCGUCCCCAAGUCGGGCGGCGACUGCUUCUUCGGCGUCACGACGCCCCAGGGAUGCGGGCCGCUUCGCAGCAACUGAUUCUGUCUUUGCGUGCCGUUGCUUUUUGUCAAUCGCCGCCGACGUCGAUCUGUGGGCGGCCAGAUCUUGAACUUGAAGACGGCGAAGCCUUCCUUCGAGUCGGUGGCAAUGCUUUGAUGGGAGCGUCGGGAACCUCGCACGACAGGCUAGCGUGCACUGGUGCACGCGUGCUAUGAUUCCGUUGGGAAUGGCGGUCAGAUUCGUGGUCUAGUCCCGCUGAGCUGAUGGGUGGAUGGCAGGGGCUGUGCCUGAGGUGUUGUUGUGAUGGAUCUCUUCUUAUAUAUACCCAACUUAAACAUGUCUAUACAACAAUGGGUGUUUUGGCCCGUUAUUC